Belonocnema kinseyi is the source of this 6065-nucleotide messenger RNA. It is a transcript of the gene Cdk12, whose product is annotated as cyclin-dependent kinase 12. NCBI's taxonomy places the organism in Eukaryota, Metazoa, Arthropoda, Insecta, Hymenoptera, Cynipidae. The record is from RefSeq and is a predicted model, not a curated record. Gene Ontology annotation, cellular component: nucleus; cyclin/CDK positive transcription elongation factor complex. Bases 352 to 4785 code for a protein of 1477 amino acids. Gene Ontology annotation, molecular function: cyclin-dependent protein serine/threonine kinase activity; ATP binding; RNA polymerase II CTD heptapeptide repeat kinase activity. Gene Ontology annotation, biological process: positive regulation of transcription elongation by RNA polymerase II; protein phosphorylation; transcription elongation by RNA polymerase II. The transcript is spliced from 11 exons.
AAUGACGUCGUUGAUGGUUGGUCGAUGUUCAUGGAAUCAUGGCAAUGGCUUCUACUUUCUCAAACUAGCUUGAUGGAAAGCAAAAUCAAAUCCAGAGAAAAAUUACGCAGCAUGAUGCAUCGGCUAUCGGAAAUUUGAAACUAUGCCCGUAUGAGCAGUCCGCCGCUACUGCAUAUGUUUAUUUGUAUGGAAAUCUAAAUCCGCGACUUGAAAAGUACGUGUUGAAAUCUUGAAAUCGCCAACGGAGCACCGAACGUCUGUAGACGUAAUCUUCGUUCCUUCGGACCAGCUCGAUGCGAACAAUUGCGAUACGCGGUGCGACAUCCCGAGACAAACAUUGCACUAGGUGACAUGCCUAGCAGUCGCGAUCCUCAGCGUACAGAACGUAAUGGAAGAUUCAAAUCUAGGCGAAGAGAGAGUGCAAACAACGAAGUAAAUCGUCACAGUUUCGAGGUUACUGACAAAAGGCACAGGAAGCAUGGAAAAAGUAAGAGUUCUGGUCGGAAAAAGAAGAAGCGGUCGCGAGACAAGUCCCUAGAGAGUUCAACGAAAGUAGCGACUUCACUGAAACCAUUGGUAGAGUAUUCGGACGUAAGCAGUGAAGAUCUCUCUGAACCAGAGGCAGGAGAAAUACAAUCUGAGGACAGUAGAGGUAACAGUUAUACUGACGGUGAGGUGCCUGACCCUUUGUUGCAGAGGCGUUACUAUGGGGGAGGAAGUCCUGCUCGAAAUCUUGGGACAUCGCCUGUCAGUCUUUCGCCAACUCCUCCAGUGCAACAUAGACACCCAGUUAGACACUACUCGCUUAGCGAAGAUCAGCAACAGCAACAGGUUAUGCACAGAAAGUCACCAGAAUUUGCAGAUGACGCCAGGAGGUUUAAAAGAAAGGAGAAGAAACACAAACGCGAGAAGAAAAAGAAGAGAAGUUUGAGUCCCUGUCCGAGUACGGGUAAGAAAAAGAAGAGAAAAUCUAAGCGCCACUCUCCUAGUGUCAGCCCUUCACGAGUCAUUGACGGCACUCAUUCACUCACGCCUGAUCAUGAUAAAACGGAUGAUAACUGGCCAAAGUCGCCACCCUUACCUUUAAAGGAUGAUACUUCUCCUAUAUCGCCUCCAACACCCCAGGACAAUCGUGUCCUAAGUGAUAUGGAUAUUGACUCUCCUGAUCGAGAUGUUCGUAAUGUGACUAUAUCCCCCACCGUUCCCCUUUCCCCGCACACUCCCUUGUUGCCACCAAGACAAUUAUCGCCAGAGUGUAACAAGGUGAACCACGGAAUGAAGCACAGCCCCGAAAGGCAAAAACACAGUCCGAUAGGACACAUGCGACGGAAUAGCAUCAGUCCGAGCCACGGAUCUAGUCGCAAACGCCCCCAUAGCCCAAGUCCAAUACCAAGAAGAAGGGAUCACAGCCCACCGAGAAGAAGAGAAUUCAGUCCGAGUCCAAUGCCAAGAAUGAGGCAUACUCCGAGUCCAUCGGCUCUCAGACGAAGAGAGUUCAGUCCUAGCCCUGGGAGGCACAGGCGCAGGGAAAUGCCUAGUGGAUCUCCUUCUAAUAAACGUAGGCGUAGAGAAGAAAUGGAUCGAAGGCACAAACAUCAUGAUAAGGAGAGGAGAGAAAAGAGGAAGUCUGGAUCAGUCAGGAGUCCUAUGGGGAAUAGAUUGCCAAUGCCACUCUCUCGAUCUCGUUCAAGAAGUCCUAGACCCUGGAGAAAAGGAGGCCAGUCUCGUUCGAGAUCGCGGUCUCGCAGAAGGAGUCGUACUCCAAAGAAGUCUCGUUCACCAAUCAAGACUCACAAAUCUGCCAGAAAGCACAAAUCUAAAAGCCCUAGACCCUCGAGAAUACCUUCUCCUUCACCCCAUCGCCCGAGAGCCAGAAGUCCGUCGAGCAUUACUGCGAAGAACCUUAGAGUGCAAGCCAAAAUCAGUGAAACAAGUCUCUUCGCGGAAUUAGUGAAGAACAGAAACAUGAGGGAAUUGGCUCUAAAGAAACUGCAAGCGGCUAACGAGAAGGCCAACAGUCAAGACGACGUGCAGAUUAUCGAAGGGACUGAUGAGAAGGACGGAAGUAAUGCAUCCUCAGAGAACAAAACUUUCAACGACAGCGAGAAAGACAAAGCUUUCAUUGCCGAGAAAUGUGUAAGCGCUAUGGAUAUUCCAGCGUCGAUUCCAACGACAGUCACGAUUGAGGACAUUAAUCCCAUAGCAGCAAGAACUCCACCUUUACCAUCAACUCAAGUUUCUCCAAUGACGAUUGUGACGACUUCGCCUCGACAGGCAGCUGUAUAUAAUUCCCCAGGCCCACUUUCUGGAGCAAAUAGCCAGACAGCAGUCGCCAAUAACGUUUAUGUUACAUCUAGUGUUCUUCCACCAGCUCCAGCUCCGCUGUUGCCACAAUCUGAGUCUGCGAAAGUCCCUAUUCAAGUAUCUGCUUCAGUGCCUAUUCCUGUACCAGCUCCUGCCCCUGGUCCGUUGCACACUCCGGUGCCAACGCCGUCGCCGAUCGCCGUUCUCCCCAAUUUGUCUGUUCCGCCGCCUCCCUUGCCCACCCCAGUUCCUGCACCAAAUUCUGCAAUGGCCAAGUUCAACACCCCGAAUAAUUUGGUCCCUAUCAAGUCAGUGGAUCCACCAAAACCUCCGAUCGUUGCUUUUAAGACAAAGAGUUUGUCAAAAUUACCACUACCUCCCGGAAUCAAUCAGAACGACUUGGAAAGUAUCGACUCUCCGCCAAGUCGUUCUCCAAGUCCACCGCUAAGGGUGCCAGUCAGGCCCUCACAUACACCUGCGAAGCCUGUGACCAGGAAAAGUAUCAAGGAUUUGCCCAUGCCUCCAGUAGUACCUGGUUCAGAAGACUUGAGCGGAGAAGAGGAUCCGAACGCGACACCGCCAACAAGCCGAAUAGGAAGAGUACCUGUUAAGAUGAGGUUAAAACGACCCAAGAUUCUGAAACGUCGCGGUUCACGAAAUCUUAUACCCAUGUAUACUAAAGAAGAAGAAGGAAAAGGUUCAGAUGUUUUCGAUCUGAUUACUCAAAUAGGAGAAGGUACAUACGGUCAGGUGUACAAAGCUUGGGACAAACGUGCUAACGUUGUUGUCGCUCUCAAGAAAGUUCGCUUGGAAAACGAAAAAGAAGGGUUCCCAAUUACGGCUGUACGAGAAAUAAAAAUUCUUAGACAACUCAAUCAUAAAAACAUUGUAAAUUUGAGAGAAAUUGUCACCAAUAAAAAGAAACCUGAGGACUUUCGAAAGGACAAGGAUAAAGGUUCUUUCUAUUUGGUCUUUGAGUAUAUGGAUCACGAUCUAAUGGGUUUAUUAGAAUCUGGAAUGGGAGACUUUAAUUGCGAAACUAAUGCAAGCAUCAUGAAGCAAUUACUGGAGGGUUUAAACUACUGCCAUGGCAAGAACUUCCUUCACCGUGACAUAAAGUGCUCUAAUAUUCUCAUGAACAAUAGAGGUGAAGUCAAGUUGGCUGAUUUUGGACUCGCCAGGCUUUACAAUGCGGAAGAUAGACAGCGACCCUACACGAAUAAAGUUAUUACUUUGUGGUAUCGACCUCCAGAAUUACUUCUUGGAGAAGAACGGUACGGUCCUGCUAUCGAUGUGUGGAGUUGCGGCUGCAUUCUUGGAGAACUGUUUUUGAAAAAGCCGCUUUUCCAAGCAAAUGUAGAGAUGAUGCAACUAGAAAUGAUUUCUCGAAUCUGUGGGACCCCGACUCCCGCGGUUUGGCCUUCUGUGAUAAAACUGCCUCUCUGGCACACGCUCAAGCCAAAAAAAUCGCACAGACGGUGCGUCAGGGAGGAAUUUGCCUUCAUGCCGGGACCCGCUCUCGAUCUUCUUGACAAGAUGCUCGAAUUGGAUCCCGAAAAAAGAAUCACGGCCGCUGAAGCACUCAAAAGCACUUGGCUCAAAGAUGUGCAUCCUGAACAAAUACCGGCACCGAAGCUUCCAAAAGACCAGGAUUGCCAUGAGUUGUGGAGCAAAAAGCGUAGAAGACUUUUGCGAGAACAGGAGAUUUCGGCGGGAAAGGGUUCUCUUCCACCUCUUCCAAAUGAAGGAGGCCCUCAUAGAAAUAAUGAGGAUCCGUCGGACUUCGGGGGAUCGUCCAAAAGACUGAAAAUGGAGUCCGGUUACAAUACACAUGUUAGACUCAGCGAAGCACAUUUUGACGGAGAUGCUUUAUUCAAUCAAGAUAUUCCAUAUGGUUCCUCUCCGUUGGGGUAUUAUUAUAAUAGUACGCCGCCUAUCAAACCUCGAUCUAAUAUGAAAGGAGAUGCUUCUCACUUUCUGGAAUUCAAUGCCGAAGAUAGCCUCGCUCGCAAACUGAGUUUUCUGACGAGUUCACUGAGUCAAGGGAAACCAAUCAUCGUUGAAGAUCUGAUGUCACUACGCACAGAUGACGAGACGGAUCCGAAAGUGGUGCAGCUUUUAGGAGAACUACACACAGAGCUUCGUUUAGCAGCAAACACCAGAUUAAGUGGACAGCUCGAAUCUCAUCUACCAGUAUUGAAUCCACCGGCAAUAGAUUCAUACUUUUCAGCUACGACUUCGGGUCAAAAGGGACAUUUCGACGCACAUGCGGUUUACGCAGGUGACGAUGCAGUGAGUGCUGGAAGGUGGUCGCAAUUAGCGACAGCUGGGGUGCGAUCUGCAUUAUCAGCGCUAAUGUUACGCUUCGGGCUGGACACCUACAAUCAUCCAAAUGCCACCAUCCGACCGCCAGGUAAUCCGGUUGUCAGUCUGGCAAAUAAUCUCCCUUCGACAUCCUCACAGUCUGCAUUCGGCUCUUAAAGUUAUAUGUACAUAAAUAAUUGAGACGAACCGUAAGCGCUGUGCAAAACAACAUCAAGUAGCCGAUUCAUUGUUUUCUAACUAGAGAUUAGAAAUAGGAUACAGUGUCCGGUGGGUUUUUGAUCUGUCAACAAAAAAGGGAUCAAGGUUUGUUGCGCGGAGCUACGUAGCUUUUAUUUUAUAAAAAAGAAUAAAUAGUCCUUACAAAAAUUUACUUUGGCAUUGAAAAUUUGCUUACCAUGCGGACUUUCAAAUUUCUAGUUAAGCACAGUUAAAAAAAAGUUCAUGUCAUUUUACUCUAUCUACGUUGGAAAUUAAUCGAUCCGCGUCUAACGAUCUAAGUAUACACCCUUUUGUGAAAAUAUAAGUAAAUUUUGGAAAAUCUCAUUGUCAUUUAAGUUGACUAGCGUUGUAAAUUUACUACUUCGGAGUGCAUCAAAUAAUUUCCAAUAAUGGGCGUAGCGAUUUUACAACGGUUUGUGAAUAGGCAAGUGUUAUUUCACAUUUUUCUAUUAGACUACAGUUGCUAAUAAGUAAUCGUUUAUUGUAAAUUUAUCAUGUUAUUCAUUUUGGUUCUAAAACACGCUGUAAUUAAAAUUACAACACAUUGUAAAUAUCAUACAAGCUUUUUUUUAACGUGCAAACCAUCUGUGAUAAGUGCAGAAUUAAAAAGUCAUCGCAAAAAUAAUUCUGACAAUGGUCGAUUGAUGCGACACAAUUACUAGACGAUAUUAUAUCAUUCUCCGUUCACCAUUCUGUUGACCGGAGAUUUAUUUGCGGUGAGAACAGCGAGUAAAUUUAAAAUAAAUUUUUCUUUCGCUGUGUUACAGUUAAAGUUGAGAGGAGCAUUGUGGUGAAUUAGUUGACGAUGACUGUAUGUGUAAGCAAGUGUAGUUGAUUAAUCGAGAUACCAAUACCGAGUGAAACUCAAUGCAUUGUAAAGUUUAAUUGAAUUCUUAAGCAUUCUAUUUAAGAUUUUAUUAGAUAUAGUCUGUGGAUAUGUUUAUAGGAUGUAAUAUGUACAUAACAUUAAGGCAUUGGUGCUAAUAAAGGAGCAGACCUCAAAAAUCUUAGGCUUUUCCCAGUAAGUUAAUAGUUCCGAGGUCGUGAUUACAUUAAUUAUAAAAAUGGGAAAUCGUCAUAUUCUCGAAGUGCACGAUGGGAUACUCAAAAGGUUUAUCAUUUCUGAGUUAUUCAAGACAAAAAUUAUAGCCUAAAAACUAAAGAACAAAUAACUUUUCUAAAACUCUCGUUUUAUAAAUAAAUUUGGAGGGUAAAGA